AUGUUUGCAGUAACCAGCAUGUUUUGGAAAUUUGAUCUCCAUUCAUCAUCCCACAUAGAUACACUUCUAGAGAGAGAAGAUGUAACGCUGAAGGAAUUGAUGGAUGAAGAGGAUGUUCUGCAAGAGUGCAAGGCUCAGAAUCGCAAACUUAUAGAGUUUCUGCUGAAGUCAGAAUGUUUGGAAGACUUAGUUUCAUUUAUUAUCGAAGAGCCACCUCAAGACAUGGAUGAAAAAAUUCGAUAUAAAUAUCCAAACAUAUCAUGUGAGCUGCUUACAUCAGAUGUCUCACAGAUCAACGAUAGGCUGGGAGAGGAAGAAUCCUUACUUAUGAAACUGUACAGCUUCCUCUUAAAUGAAUCUCCUUUAAACCCUUUACUGGCCAGUUUCUUCAGCAAGGUGCUAAGUAUUCUUAUAAGCAGAAAACCAGAACAGAUUGUGGAUUUUUUAAAGAGGAAACAUGAUUUUGUAGACCUCAUUAUUAAGCACAUAGGGACCUCUGCUAUCAUGGACUUGUUGCUCAGGCUACUGACUUGCAUAGAACCUCCACAGCCUCGGCAAGAGGUGUUAAAUUGGCUAAAUGAGGAGAGAAUUAUCCAGCGGCUUGUGGAAAUUGUGCAUCCGUCUCAGGAUGAAGAUAGGCAUUCAAACGCAUCACAGUCACUCUGUGAAAUUAUUCGUCUAAGCAGAGACCAGAUGUUACAAGUACAGAACAGUUCAGAACCAGAUCCACUGCUUGCAAGUCUAGAGAAACAAGAGAUCAUAGAGCAGCUGCUGUCUAAUAUUUUUCAUAAAGAAAAAAAUGAAUCUGCAAUAGUCAGUGCAAUCCAAAUACUAUUGACCUUACUUGAGACAAGACGACAGACAUUUGAAGGCCAUAUAGAGAUCUGUCCUCCAGGCAUGAGCAAUUCAACGUACUCAGUCAACAGAAGUGUUCUAGAAGCCAUAAAAGCACGACUUUCAUCCUUCCAUGAACUCCUACUUGAGCCACCAAAAAAAAGUGUCAUGAAGACAACCUGGGGUGUAUUGGAUCCACCUGUAGGAAACACGCGUUUAAAUGUGAUUAGAUUAAUAUCUAGCCUUUUGCAGACAAAUAUAAACAGUGUGAAUCAGGAGCUUAUAGAGCUUAACAGCAUAGGAGUAAUACUGGACAUGUUCUUUAAGUAUACAUGGAAUAACUUUUUGCAUACUCAAGUAGAAAUCUGUAUUGCGUUGAUUCUUGCAAGUCCUCUUGAAAGCACAGAAAAUGGCACAAUUACAGAUCAGGAUUCCACAGGGGACAAUCUCUUACUGAAACAUCUCUUCCUUAAGUGCCAAUUAAUAGAACGGAUACUUGAAGCGUGGGAGAUGAAUGAGAAGAAACAAGCUGAAGGAGGAAGGCGGCAUGGCUACAUGGGACAUCUGACAAGGAUAGCAAACUGUAUUGUGCAUAGUACAGAUAAGGGGCCAAACAGUACACUAGUCCAACAGCUCAUUAAAGAGCUUCCAGAGGAAGUCAGAGAGCGAUGGGAGACAUUCUGCACAAGCUCUUUAGGAGAAACCAACAAGAGGAAUACAGUGGACCUGGUGACUACCUGCCACAUUCAUUCUUCCAGUGAUGAUGAAAUUGAUUUUAAAGAAACUGGCUUCUCACAGGAUUCAUCUUUGCAGCAGGCCUUUUCUGAUUAUCAGAUGCAACAAAUGACGUCCAAUUUUAUUGACCAGUUUGGCUUCAACGAUGAGAAGUUUGCUGAUCAAGAUGACAUCGGCAAUGUUUCUUUUGAUCGGGUUUCAGACAUCAACUUUACCCUCAAUACGAAUGAAAGU
Antrostomus carolinensis (chuck-will's-widow) is the source of this 1803-nucleotide messenger RNA. Its product is annotated as serine/threonine-protein phosphatase 6 regulatory subunit 3. The transcript has 16 exons. Gene Ontology annotation, cellular component: cytosol; nucleus. Gene Ontology annotation, molecular function: protein phosphatase binding; protein phosphatase regulator activity. The record is from RefSeq and is a predicted model, not a curated record. Lineage: Eukaryota; Metazoa; Chordata; Aves; Caprimulgiformes; Caprimulgidae. The annotation marks the transcript as partial.